Molecule: messenger RNA, 1569 nt
Organism: Chenopodium quinoa (quinoa)
Lineage: Eukaryota; Viridiplantae; Streptophyta; Magnoliopsida; Caryophyllales; Amaranthaceae
Product: fatty acyl-CoA reductase 3-like
Exons: 9
Coding region: 1-1368 (455 amino acids)
Biological process (GO): long-chain fatty-acyl-CoA metabolic process; suberin biosynthetic process
Cellular component (GO): intracellular membrane-bounded organelle
Molecular function (GO): alcohol-forming very long-chain fatty acyl-CoA reductase (NADP+) activity
Source: RefSeq, a predicted model, not a curated record
AUGGAAGCUGAAAACGGAGUUGAGUUUCUUUGCAACAAAACUCUUUUAGUCACUGGCGCCACUGGCUUCCUAGCAAAAGGUGAUGACCUUAGCCUCAUCUAUAUUAUAGCCAAGGAAUUGUUUCAAGUGCUAAGAGAAGUACAUGGAGCCAAGUUCGAUUCAUUCAUAUCUAAAAAAGUUGCACCAAUUGACGGGGAUACAUCAUUGAUCAAUUUGGGAUUAAAUGACGACAAUGAAAUAUACAAGGAAAUUGACGUUAUCAUUCAUUCGGCUGCGGUGACUAAGUUCCAAGAGAGGUAUAAUCUGUCACUAGAAAUCAACACCCUUGGGGCUAAAAAUGUGUUGCAAUACGCAAAGACGUGCCCAAAGCUGCAGAUUCUUCUUCAUGUAUCAACUGCUUAUGUUUGCAGACAAAAGGCAGGGCUAAUACCUGAAACCCUGUGUAAGACAUUAAGUGACAUAGUUGGGUUAAACAUUGAAGUAGAAAAGAAGUUAGUUGAUAAUAAGUUGAAUGAUCUCGCGAGGAAGGGAGCUUCCACAAAGAAAAUCCGAGAUACGAUGAAAAGUUUAGGCCAAAAAAGGGCGAAUAUGUACGGAUGGGUUAAUACAUACGCGUUCACAAAAGCAAUGGGAGAAAUGCUUAUAUGGGAGCACAAAGAAGAUUUACCAAUUGUUAUUGUUCGCCCUACAAUGAUUGGUAGUACUUACAAAGAACCAUUUCCUUGUUGGAUCGAAAGUGUAGGAAGCAUAAGCAUGCUUUCAAUUGUAUAUGGCAAAGGACUAACUCAUUUUACACACGCUGAUAGUAACGCUAUCAUUGAUAUGAUUCCAGUUGAUAUGGUGGUAAAUUCAAUAAUCAUGGGAAUGGUGGCAAAUGCGAAUAAGCCAUGUUUAACAAUAUAUCAUGUGGGUUCAUCUAUGAGAAAUCCGUUAGCUCUACAUAAGUUGGUUGAAAACAAUUAUCGAUACUUUAACAAUAACCCAUGGAUUGAUGCUCAAGGAAUGCCUGUGAAUAUUAAGAAAGCCUUGUUGGUGAAAGGUCGACUCCAUUUUUCAAUGCUUUUGGUGCGGGACAUCCUUAAAUUAAUGGUGUUGAAAAUAGUGGAUGGAGCAUCAUGCCAUAAAUUCAAUGUUAAUCAAGAAAAACUUGAGUUUCAAAUAAAAGUGUCAGCGACAAUGGCGAUGGUAUUUAGGCACUAUUUGUUCUUUGUUGGCAUCUUUGAUGACGAGAAUACCGAGAAGCUAAGGAGAGCAAUGAGCAAAGAAGGAAUGGAUGGAAAAGUUUUAAACUUUGAUCCCAAUUGUAUUAAUUGGGAUGACUAUCUUCUUAACAAUCACAUUCCAGCAACAGUCAAAUACUUGUUUUGAUAUUUCAUUUCCUUAGCUUAUUACUCUCCCUUGUAUGUUUAGAUGAUGUUGUAUCAUUACUCAUUAGGGUAACAUGUAAUAUUAGUAUUAGUUUUCACAAUAUACAAAGUAAUGAAUUUGGUUAUUAUGAAUUAUAUAUGUAUAUGCGUGGCCAUCUUCAUUACACUCGUACAUAUGUAUUAUAUUAUAACUUUAUAAGCA